AUGUCAGAAAUAAAAGUUUAAUUUGGUGACGUUAAUGAAAAAAAUUAUGAAUUGUUAAGAACUUUGAAUUCUGUAACAUUCCCAGUUUAGUACACUUUAUCAUUUUACAAUAAGGUGUUGACUUAUAACAAAUACUCAAGGUUAGCUUUUUAUAAUGAUAUUCUUGUUGGAGCUAUGACAUGCAGACAAGAAGAAAAGGAUGGAUAAUAAAGUCUUUAUAUUUUAACUAUUGGAGUAUUAGAUGCCUAUAGAAAGCAUAAAAUUGGAUCACAAUUGAUGGACGAAUUAUUAAAAUUAGUUAAACAAGAUCCAGAAAUUAAGUUUAUUUAUUUACACAUGUAAGUGAACAACGAAGUUGGUCUAUAGUUUUACAAAAGAUUUGGAUUUGAAAUUGCAGAAACUAUAGAUAAUUAUUACACUGAUAUUAGUCCUAAAGCCUGUUAUAUUUUGAAAAAGAUGCUUUGA
Molecule: messenger RNA, 465 nt
Organism: Tetrahymena thermophila SB210
Lineage: Eukaryota; Ciliophora; Oligohymenophorea; Hymenostomatida; Tetrahymenidae
Product: acetyltransferase (GNAT) domain protein
Exons: 3
Biological process (GO): mitotic sister chromatid cohesion
Cellular component (GO): cytoplasm; NatA complex
Molecular function (GO): N-acetyltransferase activity
Source: RefSeq, a predicted model, not a curated record